Molecule: messenger RNA, 2873 nt
Organism: Xiphias gladius (swordfish)
Lineage: Eukaryota; Metazoa; Chordata; Actinopteri; Istiophoriformes; Xiphiidae
Gene: irf8
Product: interferon regulatory factor 8
Exons: 9
Coding region: 502-1764 (420 amino acids)
Biological process (GO): regulation of transcription by RNA polymerase II; immune system process
Cellular component (GO): nucleus
Molecular function (GO): RNA polymerase II cis-regulatory region sequence-specific DNA binding; protein binding; DNA-binding transcription factor activity, RNA polymerase II-specific
Source: RefSeq, a predicted model, not a curated record
GAACGCUUCUCUACCUGCACAGUCACUUUUUGAGCUUUUUCUCACGAGUGCUGCGGGGGCGUGGAAGGGACGCGUUACCUUGCUGUGGGGCGCAGAAAUCCCCCACAGCACAAGGUAACUUGUGACUCGUCGGGUUUAUUCAGUGCUCCACGUCUCCGCGGCGUGGGCAGCCACUUCAAAACUAUCGCUUGUGUCAGGCCAUUUCUUGUAAAUGCGCACAGUUAGGAGAACAACACUUCCGCAAUAGGCCGGCCUACCGAGGCUUCAACGCACUCAUUGGUCGGGGCGAGGCAGCGGCGUCAAAUCAUCUCCCGGCUACUUCAUUCAUAACACGGAGCACAAUAAACUUGAUGGGCAUGUGCUGGGGACAGCUCACUUCAUUAAAUCUUACAGUGAGGAUUCUAUCAACAUCUCAGGAUAACACACACUCAGGGCCAAGGGCGCAACUCUUUAUCAAGCUGUACGAGUAAACCAAUCCAAAAACGAGUUCUCUCCAUCAAGAUGUCAAACUCGGGAGGUCGGAGACUGAAGCAGUGGCUGAUGGAGCAGAUCCAGAGUUGUCAGUACUCCGGACUGCAGUGGGAGGAUGAAAGCCGCACCAUGUUCCGGAUUCCGUGGAAGCACGCAGGCAAACAGGAUUACAACCAAGAAGUUGAUGCAUCCAUUUUUAAGGCCUGGGCUGUGUUUAAAGGGAAGUUUAAGGAGGGGGACAAGGCUGAGCCUGCAACAUGGAAGACCAGACUCCGCUGUGCCCUCAAUAAAAGUCCUGACUUUGAGGAGGUGACAGAAAGGUCGCAGCUGGACAUCUCUGAGCCCUAUAAAGUUUACCGCAUUGUACCCGAGGAAGAGCAGAAGCAUGGCAAAAGCUCAGUGAUGGCCAUGGCAGCUACCACUAGCUCCGGUGAUAUCAAGGACUGCAGCCCUGCAGAAAUGGAAGAGCUAAUUAAAGAGGAAGAAGGCUGUAGCAUCCAGGCUAGUCCAGAGUAUUGGUCCCAGGGCAGCAUCAAUGCUUUCCCUCUGCAUCAGGAACCUUUGCCAUCAGGCACUGUCAGCUCAGCUUUCUCCCAAAUGAUGAUCAGUUUCUACUAUGGAGGAAAGAUGAUGCAGAACACACUGGUAACUCAUCCUGAAGGCUGCAGGAUUUCCCCACAACAGCACCUGGGUCGUGGCGCCCUCUAUAGUUCGGAUAGCAUGCAGAGUGUUCAUUUCCCCCCUGCUGAGCUCAUUGAGUACGACCGCCAGCGCCAUUUUACACGCAAGCUCCUGGGCCACCUUGAGAGAGGUGUACUGCUCCGUGCCAACCAAGAGGGCAUCUUCAUCAAAAGGCUGUGCCAGAGCCGUGUCUUCUGGAGCGGGCUGGCAGAAGUGGGCUCACAAUACAGCCCCAUGCCUUGUAAACUUGACAGGGAUGUUGUAGUCAAGAUUUUUGACACAGGAAGGUUUCUUCAAGCCCUACAGCUGUACCAGGAAGGUCAGUUUCCUGCUCCUGAUCCGACAGUGACUCUGUGUUUUGGAGAGGAGCUCCAUGAUCUCAGCAGUGCCAAAAGCAAACUGGUCAUUGUGCAGAUCACUGUGGUGAACUGCCAGCACCUGCUGGAGGCAGUGAACAUGCGCCGUUCCCAACCUUACUGCAACAACCCUAGCCUGGACAUGUCUGACGAUGUGGCCACUGACCAGAUGGCCCGCAUCUACCAGGACUUGUGCAGCUACAGUGGACCCCAGAGGCCAGCAUGCUACAGGGACAACAUGCCUAUCACUGCCUGACCAGUGAGCAGCAAUAUACCGGACCAUAGCUCUCUAGCAUGUACUAGACAAAAUGUACAACAUAUUAGGGACAUUCCUUAUUUUCCUGACAUACACUGACAAGGUGCAUUCACAUAAAAGCCACUAUCACAAUUGGUUUUGACUUUUUAAAUUUAUAGCAGUCACAGUGGAGACAUAUAGAUAAGGAAGAGCAAGUAUUUUACUGUAAGACUUUUAAGCUGCAGCUCAAUAUUUGGAAGUCCCUAAUAUUUGUAUAUAAGUAAUGUUUAUUUUUGUAUACAUACAGGGCUAACACAAACUCUGUGUCUAACCUCUGCUUUGUUAUUACAAGAGAUUGUGGAAAAAGUGGCCUUUUAUUUUCAGAUAUUACACACAACUCGAGUGUUGGAAAGUCUUAAUAACAGAUUAAUUCUGGUAGCUUUAUCAACAAACACAUCUUUUAUAUCUUUAAACAUUUUUACUCAAAGCCUCAUUAUAAUAUGACAACAGUUUGAUAUACGCAGGCAAUUCAGUUCUCACAGCUGCUUUUUAUUUCAACAUGCGUAAUCUUCUAUGUUGGUGUUUUUGCAGUUGAGUCGCUUACCUUAUGUGACGACCGUUUGAAAGAACAGAACAAACGGACAUUUUGUCAGAUAUUUUCUUAUUUUUUACAGUAAAUAAUAAAUCUUUACAUGAGUUGAUAAAAACUGCAUUGAAGUUUAUAUGUAAUGCGGCAUUAUAUUACAGAUAGGUUUUACUAUCAGACUGUUUUACUAGAUCAGUAUUUCAUAUUUUUUUAUAGGCUGCAUUUCUAAUAAAACUAAGUUUUUACAGAAAUAUGCAUGUUCUUGUCUUAAUAAAAUCAUAUAUUUGUAUUAUUUAAUUUUGAUUGUUUAAUUAUUAUUCAAUUGCUGUUGACAAUUUCCUAAAGCAUACCAUAGCCUUUUUGGAUAUUUGGCUCUCCAGGCAGUCGUCUUAAUCAUUUAAUUUAUCUAUACAGUAUUUAAAUCAGUGUAUAGAACUACAAACUUGGCUCUGCACUUAUACUGUAACAGCAUAACUACGAUUCCUCAUGCAAGUCCCUGCAACUUGAUUGUAAAACUGUACUGAAAUGAACACAAACCAUUGGU